AUGAUCGAAGAACGUUGGAACUACUUAUCUAAUGUGAUCUCUAUACUGGUGGCGGAGAAGUUGGUUCGUAAGGGAUGUGAGGUAUUCUUGGCCUAUGUAAGUGUUUCAGAUUCUAGGGACUCUAUAAUUAAGGAUAUCAGAACGGAAAAGAAUGUUCCAGACGUCUUUCCUGAUGAGCUAUCGGGUUUACCUCUGAAUCAUGAAGUGGAGUUUAGGAUAGAGCUCCUUCCUGGUACAGCUCCGGUGUCCAUCACUCCCUAUAGAAUGGCACUGAAGGAGCUUGUAGAGCUUAAGUCGGAGCCUGGAAAUGAGCUUAUUGUUUAUAGUGAUGCAUCACAUAUUAAGAGUAAGCAGUUGGAGGAUGAGCCCUUGGGUCUUCGAUUCUGGCAGAUUAAGGGAAGUACUACGGAUUUUGGACUAAACAGUGAUGGGGUACUCUAUUUCUGUGGGAGAAUCUGUGUUCCGAAUGGUACUGAUUUGAGACAGGCAAUACUGAGAGAGGCGUAUAGUAGCCCUUAUGUUAUGCAUCUUGGCGAAAAUAAGAUGUACAUCGACCUUCGUGAGUUAUAUUGGUGGCCAAGUCUUAAGCAAGAGGUUACUGAAUUUGUGGCUAAGUGUUGGACAUGCCAGCAGGUUAAGGCUGAGCAUCAGUUACCUUCGAGUUUGUUGCAGCCAGUCAAGAUUCUACUUUAG
Molecule: messenger RNA, 693 nt
Organism: Gossypium raimondii (Peruvian cotton)
Lineage: Eukaryota; Viridiplantae; Streptophyta; Magnoliopsida; Malvales; Malvaceae
Exons: 3
Coding region: 1-693 (230 amino acids)
Source: RefSeq, a predicted model, not a curated record